Messenger RNA from Rhinopithecus roxellana (golden snub-nosed monkey), 2482 nucleotides. It is a transcript of the gene ABHD18, whose product is annotated as abhydrolase domain containing 18. The coding region runs from base 567 to 1961 and encodes 464 amino acids. The record is from RefSeq and is a predicted model, not a curated record. NCBI's taxonomy places the organism in Eukaryota, Metazoa, Chordata, Mammalia, Primates, Cercopithecidae. The transcript is spliced from 14 exons.
AGGUGGGACUACACAGGCACACACCACCACGCCCAGGGCAGAACCCAUGAUUUGCUUUCUAACCAGUCAUAUGGCAAAGGUGAUUGACUGUCAUUCCCAUGAUGACAUUAUGUUAUAUGGCAAAAGUAUGGCUCAUGUGGCUCACACUUUCCUGCUGGCCUUGAAGAAAUAGCUGCCAUGUUGUGAACUUCCUAUGAAGACAGCCAUAUGACAGGGAGCUGUGGAUAGCCUCCAGGAGCGGAGGCUGGCCUCUGGCUGAUGGACAGCAAAAAAAAAAAAAAAAAAAAAUUAAAGCUCAUGGUCCCACAGCCACGAAAAAAAUGAAUUCUGCCUUCAACCUGAGUAAGCGUGGAAGUGAGUUCUUGUCUCUUCAAGCCUACAGAUGAAAAUGAAGCCCAGCUGACACCUUGAUUGAAGCCAGAUGAGAUCCUGAAACAGAAAACCGAAGUAGGCUGGGUUCUUGGAAGGUAAUCCUCAAGGAAAAGGGAAGAAGAUGGAGAAAACAAACCAGAUGCAAGAGAUUUGUUCUUCAAAUUCUAUUCUUUAAAGAUGCUUGUUUGCUACUGAUGGGUGUGAGCAAGUUAGAUAUUCUAUACCGGAGGCUUCUCCUAACAAAACUUUUUAUCAGAGGAUGGGGAAGGCCAGAAGAUCUCAAAAGACUCUUUGAAUUCAGAAAGAUGAUUGGAAAUCGAGAGAGAUGCCAGAAUCUGGUUUCAAGCGAUUAUCCAGUACACAUUGAUAAGAUUGAAGAGCAAUCAGAUUGUAAGAUCUUAGAUGGACACUUUGUUUCCCCUAUGGCUCACUAUGUGCCUGAUAUCAUGCCAAUUGAAUCUGUUAUUGCAAGGUUCCAAUUCAUUGUGCCUAAAGAAUGGAACAGCAAAUAUAGGCCUGUAUGCAUUCAUCUUGCUGGAACAGGAGAUCAUCAUUACUGGAGGCGACGAACACUAAUGGCCCGUCCUAUGAUUAAAGAAGCCCGAAUGGCUUCUUUAUUGUUAGAAAACCCUUAUUAUGGCUGCAGGAAACCCAAGGACCAAAUAAGGUCCAGCUUAAAAAAUGUGUCUGACCUUUUUGUGAUGGGAGGAGCUCUUGUUUUAGAAUCUGCAGCUCUCUUGCACUGGCUAGAGAGGGAAGGUUACGGCCCUUUAGGAAUGACUGGAAUAUCCAUGGGAGGACACAUGGCUUCCUUAGCGGUAUCCAACUGGCCUAAGCCCAUGCCAUUGAUUCCAUGCCUGUCUUGGUCCACAGCAUCUGGGGUCUUCACUACGGGUGUGUUGAGUAAAUCAAUUAAUUGGCGGGAGCUGGAAAAGCAAUAUUAUACCCAGACAGUUUAUGAAGAAGAAAUUAUUCACAUGCUUGAAUACUGUGGAACAGAUUCUUUCAAAAUGGGACAAGAGUUUGUGAAAUGCUUCACUAGCAGUACAGACAAGCUACAUAACCUUAAUCUGGUUUCCAGAACUUUAAAUUUAGAUUUAACAAACCAAGUUGUAUCCCAAAAACCUGCUGACUGCCAUAAUUCUAGUAAAACAUCUGUCAGUGCAACAUCAGAAGGACUCUUGUUGCAAGAUACCUCUAAGAUGAAGUGCUUCAAUCAAACACUUUCAACCAACAAAAGUAGUUACACAAGUUGUAACCCUCAGUCAUACCACCUACUUAGUAAACAACAAAGAAGAAACAAUCUUCGGAAAGAAUCUUUAAUAUUUAUGAAAGGUGUCAUGGAUGAAUGUACUCAUGUAGCAAAUUUCUCAGUACCAGUUGAUCCAAGCCUCAUUAUAGUGGUUCAAGCCAAAGAAGAUGCCUAUAUUCCACGAACAGGAGUUCGAAGUUUACAAGAAAUUUGGCCUGGUUGUGAGAUCCGAUACUUAGAAGGGGGUCAUAUUAGUGCUUAUCUUUUUAAACAAGGACUCUUCAGACAAGCCAUCUAUGAUGCAUUUGAACGCUUCCUCCAAAAAUACGCUAACUAAUUGGAUUAUUAUAUGUAACCAGUGUGGCCAAGAUGUUUCUUACAAAAGGAAGCUUCAUCCUAUGAUCAUGUGAAGGACAAGCAGACAGCACUAAUAUAUCUAAUCGCUAUCAAUGUAGUCUGGAAUUCAUUGUUACAGAUCCGUUAACUAUAAACUUCGAAUACCUUUGAAUAAUUUCAAGAUAAUAUUUGAAGUAAAUGUUAAAGUAUUUUUAUUAUUGUUCAUUGGAAUCCUAUAUACUCAAUGUUUAGUUUGUUGUUACUAUCUAUGAAAACUAAAUUUUUAAUCAUGAAUAAUUUAUUAAAUUAACUAAAUUUAUUCAUAGAAACUCUUCUGGGUUUUAGUAAAAUUGCUAAAUCAAACCAAGAUUUUAAUAUAUCAGCAUUUACUUUGUACCCUUAUAACAUUUCACUAUUGACUUUAUUUGAAAAACAUGUUUAUUUUUUGAAUGUAUGGUGAAUUCAUAAUCUUGUGUUCAACUAAUUUUCUGCUGUGGAAAUAAAUACUUAUGAUGUAUAAAA